CAGUAACCGGUGGUACUUGGUACUGUACAAACGAACAAAUAGUGCAAGCAUUGAAAUACGAGUUCAUACCCUCCUUUCGAGGAUCGAAAACUGACGAAGAGCUACUACAAUCAUCGGUAGCAGCUCUUGAUCUCUUGGAUCAGUACACUAUGUCAUCUUGGGAUUUGUCGUCAAAAUCAAGACGAUUCGGAUCGAUCUCCCGCAGCGCAAGAUCGUUUUUCAGGUCUUCUUCUCGAUCAUCUUCUCGAUCAGGAUCUAGGAAUAGUAGUGUUAGGUCGGCGGUAUCGAGCGAUGACGGAAUAGACCACGCUUACGAUACGGCAACCAAAAAAACUAUCUAUCUGAUACGACACGCCGAGUCCGAAGAAAACGUACAUAUGCAUGGGAUGCAAGAAUUGGGAACAUCAUUGGUUGGAGGGCGGGUGCCGACCUCAGAGAACCUGAGUAGUAGUUUGAAAUUUAUUGGAGGAGUAGCCAAGGGCGACAUAGAUUCCAAGCUUUCGGAAGGAGGCAGAGAACAAGUCAAGGAACUUCACAGUGUAUUGAAAUCCGAUGGAAUGGAAAACAUGAGUUCGGUAAUUAAUGAUGUAGACAUCAUUGGCCAUAGUCCGUUGGUUCGUGCUAGGGAUACGUGUUAUGGCGGUUUUGGUCUGCACACAAACGGGGUCUGCGAGAACGUAGUAGAAUUGAAGUGUCUGGAAGAAGCAACUCCGUGGGAAACUGCUGUGCAGGGACGAAAGAAAACUGUACACAAGCGCAUCGAUGAGCUACAAAGAUGGAUUGACAACCAGACAGAUGCAACAACAAUCGCACUGGUAGGCCACAGUGAAUAUUUUAUGAUCAUGCUUGGUAUAAGUAGGGCUGAAAAGUUCUGGAAUUGUGACGUCUGGAAAGUUGAGUACGCUGCCGGAAAGUGGACUGGCCUGACGCUCAAACAUAGGUUGACGUCUAGUAAGCCAAUGGGCGUUUUCUGAACACUGCAUACUUGUACAGAAGAAUUUAAAUUAGUUUUUACUACUAAUAGUUGCUUUCGGUAUCUUAAAAAUAUGGAUAGAAGUUAGUUGCUGAAAUGUGUUGAGAUCUCACUUUUCACUACAGUGAAAAGAGGCUCGUUGCUGUAGGAAGCAUUAUAUGCAUAACUGCUUCUCGCGUCCCUCUUCGACCAAUUCAAACCCCCGUUCAUAAUAUGUAUCAACCUGCUCUUUCAGCUGCGUGUACAAAUCUUUGGCACCCAGUCGUUCCCUGGGAUUGCGCUUCCAACAAUUUUGAAGAAUUUGUUGGAUCGCUGGUCUCCAGUCUCGUUUGAGGGGUGGUCUAUCGUUCUUUUUAAUUACUUUCUCGCGAUGCUCUUCUUGGCUCAUCUUCCCAAAGGCUUUCUCUAAAGCCACUAAUUCCCAGAACAAAACAGAAAAUGAAUAAAUAUCCGCGCUUAGGUUGUAUGGCUGUCCUAAAGCAACCUCUGGUGCCAUGAAACGCCUCGAUCCUGUCCCACCCGACAUUUCGUACAUGCCGUCCCCUGUUUUCUGCAACGGAUCCAAUUCUUUCGCUAGACCAAAAUCAAACAG
Messenger RNA from Pseudo-nitzschia multistriata, 1565 nucleotides. Lineage: Eukaryota; Bacillariophyta; Bacillariophyceae; Bacillariales; Bacillariaceae. The record is from the annotation of a GenBank genome assembly.